Haliotis rufescens (red abalone) is the source of this 1953-nucleotide messenger RNA. RefSeq names its product 1-deoxyxylulose-5-phosphate synthase YajO-like. NCBI's taxonomy places the organism in Eukaryota, Metazoa, Mollusca, Gastropoda, Lepetellida, Haliotidae. Gene Ontology annotation, molecular function: oxidoreductase activity. Bases 64 to 1152 code for a protein of 362 amino acids. The transcript is spliced from 8 exons. The record is from RefSeq and is a predicted model, not a curated record.
AGUUACCGAUAGAUUGCAAACGAGUAUCCUGCUGGUGUCGACGUUACUCGCCCUACAACAAAGAUGGCAGCUGUACCAGAGGAGAGUAAACUUUCCUACAACUUCUUAGGGAGGUCUGGACUGAAGGUGGCCAACAUAUGUCUCGGCACGGUGACGUUUGGCAAUGCUGGGUUGCAGGGCAGCCGACCCGGUCAGGCCACAGAGGAAUACUCCCACCAGGUGCUUGACCGCUACGUCCAAUGGGGAGGCAACUUCCUCGACACCGCCGACGUUUACUCACAAGGAGUGUCUGAGAAGUUCAUUGGAUCCUGGCUCACAAAACAAUCACGUGAUCAAGUUGUUGUUGCAACAAAGGUGAGAGGAAACAUGCCAUAUGGGGUAGGUCUGAGUCGCCGCCAUAUUGUCCAGAGCAUCAAGAACAGUCUUGAGAGACUGCAGACAGAUUACGUGGAUCUGUACCAGAUGCACAAAUGGGAUGAUGGCACUCCUAUUGAAGAAACUCUCCGCACAUUUGAUGACCUGGUUCGAUGUGGGAAGGUGCGCUACGUCGGUGCCAGCAACGUGUUGGGUUGGCAGCUACAGAAGAUAGCCUGUACUACUGAGAAGCUGGGCAUGAACCCCUUCAUCAGCUUACAGCAACAGUACAGCCUGGUGUGUCGGGAGUCAGAGUUCGAACCCUUCCAGGUGUGCAAGACGGAGGGAUUAGGGGUGCUGCCUUGGAGCCCUCUAAAGGGAGGCCUUCUUUCUGGGAAGUACACAAGAGAGUCUCCCCCGACGACAGGACGCCUUGGUUGGAGGAGAGAAAAGGACGCCGGCAGCUGGAACACUGUGCAGGAGAAUGAUCAGAUGUGGGCCAUCAUGGAUGCAGUGCGGGACAUCGCCAACACACACGGUAAAUCCAUGGCCCAGGUGUCACUGCGCUGGCUGCUACAGAAGGAUGUUGUUCCAUCAGUGAUCAUCGGAGCCACGACUCUGUCACAGCUGGAUGACAACCUGGGAGCUGCUAGUGGCUGGACGCUGUCUUCAGAGGAGAUGGCACGACUGGACGAAGUGUCUGAACCCAGACAGGUGUAUCCCUUUGACUUGUGGAAACAUAACAAGUCUCGGCGUAAUCCCUUCCAGUCAUCGUAUCUCGUCUCCAACACAAACUGAUCACAGCACAAGCAUGCCAAGCAGACAGAUACCACCCAGCUGGUCUUGUACUGUGCCCCGGGACAGUGUGGCAUAACAUACUGACGAAGCGAUUUCCUUGGAAUAAAUAUUUAGCCAAAGCAUGGUGCAUUUGCUUUCGGUAGCUGAUUAAUUGUGUGCAUAGGCUGGUAGUUUAUACAUUCAGAAACUUUUAUCGAAACGUUUACAAAUAUAACCACGUGCUACGCAUGCGAAGACACGUGUUCAGUAAUAUAUCUCUCUUAAGAGAUUGAGUGAGUGAGUAUGUUUUUACGCCGCUUUUAGCAAUAUUCCAGCAAUUCCAGCGGGGGACAUCAGAAAUGAGCUUCACACAUCGUACCCAUGUCGGGAAUCGAACCAGGGUCUUCGGCGUGACGAGCGAACGCUUUAACCACUAAGCUACCCGGCCGCAACUCUUUCUUAAGAUUUAACGUAUUAUGUUAUUGGCAUAUGCUUACUCCGGAAACAUAAAAUAUCAUUAUAUUGUUAGUAAUAUGUUAUAUGACAGAUGUUGAGGUAAAAUUAUAUCUUAAGAUUGAAAACGUUUAGUAGACAUAUUAUGCUCUUAGCAUGUGCCAACUAAAGAAAUAUUUGCACCCACAGCAGUGAAAUCUGACAAUUAACAACCGUUAAAUUCAAAGUCAUAUGUUCAGUCAAUAACAUGUAUGAACUUGUUGGUCUGUUUGGCAAAUGGGGCCAUAUGUUUUUCCGGUGAUUCGUCUCAAUGUCUUUCACAUGUACUUUUAUAUCAGCAUUGAAUAAUAUAUAUUUUGUAAGAUGUUA